Clavispora lusitaniae ATCC 42720 is the source of this 1569-nucleotide messenger RNA. It is a transcript of the gene HGT12, whose product is annotated as Hgt12p. Gene Ontology annotation, molecular function: carbohydrate:proton symporter activity. The record is from RefSeq and is a predicted model, not a curated record. Gene Ontology annotation, biological process: carbohydrate transport; transmembrane transport. Lineage: Eukaryota; Fungi; Ascomycota; Pichiomycetes; Serinales; Metschnikowiaceae. Gene Ontology annotation, cellular component: membrane.
AUGGGUUUGGAAAACAGCAAAAUUGUUAGAAGGUUUAUCAAUGUCGGUGAAAAGAAAGCAGGAUCCACUUCUAUGGGAAUUCUCGUAGGAGCAUUCGCUGCUUUUGGUGGUGUUCUUUAUGGAUACGACACAGGUACAAUUUCUGGUGUUAUGGCCAUGGACUAUGUGAAAGAAAGAUUUCCAUCCAACAAACAUAAGUUCAGUUCUUCUGAAUCGUCCUUGAUUGUUUCUAUCUUGUCUGUUGGUACUUUUAUUGGUGCCAUUACAGCACCAUUUGUCACCGAUACUCUCGGUAGACGUUGGUGUAUUAUUUUGUCUUCUUUGAUUGUGUUUAAUUUGGGUGCUGCUUUGCAAACUGCAGCUACUGGUAUUCCUUUGCUUUGUGUUGGAAGAGUUAUUGCUGGUCUUGGAGUUGGUUUGAUUUCCUCUACAAUUCCUUUGUACCAGUCUGAGGCAACUCCAAAGUGGAUUAGAGGUGCUGUUGUUUCUUGUUACCAAUGGGCAAUCACAAUUGGUAUCUUCUUGGCUGCUGUUUUUAACCAGGCAACUCACAAAAUGGAUUCAAGUGCCAGUUACAGAAUCCCUCUUGGUCUUCAAAUGAUUUGGUCCAUCAUCUUGGGUGUGGGUAUGAUCUUUUUGCCAGAGACCCCCAGAUUCUAUGUUUCUAAAGGUGAACACGAAAAGGCACGCAAGUCUUUGAGUAUAUUGAGAAAGCUUCCUAGUGACCACCCUGACUUGGUUGAAGAGUUAGAUGAUAUCAAGGCUGCCUAUGAAUUUGAAAUUGAGUACGGAAAAUCUUCUUGGUCUCAGGUAUUUUCUAACAAGAACCAUCAGUUGAAGAGAUUGUCUACAGGUGUUCUUUGCCAGGCUUUCCAACAGUUGACCGGUGUUAACUUCAUUUUUUACUUUGGUACCAGUUUCUUUCAAAGCGCUGGUGUGAACGGUUUCGUGACUUCUUUGGCAACUAACAUUGUUAAUGUUGGCUCUACUGUGCCAGGUAUCCUCUUGAUGGAAAUCGUUGGAAGAAGAAACAUCUUGUUGGUGGGAGCUGCUGGAAUGUCCUUCUCGCAAUUUGUUGUCGCUAUCGUUGGAGUUGCUGGAUCGGGUCACGCCGCAAAGCAAUGUCUUGUGGCCUUCUCAUGUAUUUUCAUUGCCUUCUUCGCAGCUACUUGGGGUCCUACUGCUUGGGUUGUCGUCGGAGAAUUGUUCCCAUUGAGAACUAGAGCCAAGUCUGUUGCUUUGUGUGCCGCUUCCAACUGGUUGUGGAACUGGGCCAUUGCUUUUGCUACUCCAUACAUGGUUGAGCCAGACAAGGGUAACUUGGGCUCUAAGGUGUUCUUCAUCUGGGGUGGUUGCAACUUCUUGUGCUUCCUCUUUGCUUGGUACAGCAUUUACGAGACCAAGGGUCUUUCCUUGGAGGAAGUUGACGAGUUGUACGAAAAGGUCGACAAGGCCUGGAAGUCUCCUGGAUUCGUUCCAAGCGAACACGCCUUCAGACGCGAGACUGAGGUUCUUCCUGAUACCGACGACAAGGCUGAAGCAGUCUCAGUCGAAGAAGUUUCUGUUUAA